Aspergillus affinis is the source of this 1425-nucleotide messenger RNA. RefSeq lists its product as uncharacterized. The coding region runs from base 1 to 1425 and encodes 474 amino acids. The record is from RefSeq and is a predicted model, not a curated record. Gene Ontology annotation, molecular function: DNA-binding transcription factor activity; transcription cis-regulatory region binding. Lineage: Eukaryota; Fungi; Ascomycota; Eurotiomycetes; Eurotiales; Aspergillaceae. The transcript is spliced from 3 exons. Gene Ontology annotation, biological process: positive regulation of transcription by RNA polymerase II. Gene Ontology annotation, cellular component: nucleus.
AUGAUGGGCAAGUCUUAUGCAGCGCCGGUCAUCGUUCCAGCCAGUUCAGGUCAAAAGGACACCUUGAGUAAUGGCUUAGGAGGGGAGAUGACUUCCAAUAGCAUCUCACGCGGGUAUGGAGCUUCGGGAGCAUCGUUGCAGAUGUGCCUCACCGAUCCAUUGUUUCAGGACGUGGACAGUUCUUGCAGACGUUAUUUAAUUCACUUUGCGGAUCACCUAUCCCGAGAUCUGGUAGUGUCCGAUACCGUAAAUGAGAAUCCAUUUCGCGGCCUGAUUCCGUUGACUGGGGAAAUGCCUAUCUUGCGGCAUAUCCUAGUCGCUAACGCAGCUGUGCACAUCGCGAGUAUAAACAGACGAGUUUGUCAUGUCAGCCAAAGACAGUCACAAUUGCAAGCCUCAAUUCAAGGCUCUCUAGAGCAACCUCGUCUUUCUUCGAUUAACACCGAUCGUGCCAUUGUGGAUGCUCUGUCGGCAAAGCACAAUGCCAUCAACCUGCUGCGCUUUGCAUUGCAAAACAUUCAAACCAUAAACACUGACCUUGUCGUGACCGUUGUGCUCCUUUUUGUCAAUUUUGAGCUUCUCGUGUCCGGCAAAAACGAGUGGAGAGUGCAUCUUCAAGGCGCGCUUCGACUUCUAGGCUGCUUGAAUCUAGUCCAGGGCGACCAAUCUUCUCCCCUAGCCCUGAUGCGCGACCGAAUCACAUCGGAUUGCUUGACGUAUUAUGUCCUCGGCUCGACACUAACCCACUUUGACCCUCUACCAGACCCCCCGGAGUUCAAUGCUGGGAUUCUAGCAACUCUGAGACGAGGUGAACCUAAUAGCUAUUUAUCUUUUCCAACAACGCUUCUUGAUAUCCUAUUUAGAGCCUGUGAACUAGCAAACAAAUUAUUCGCUAGUCUUACCAAAGGGACCGAUCAGUACAGUUCGCUUGUGGAAGAGGCUUUGUCUCUUCUCGCAAGCAUUGACUCCUUCGAUAUAAACUCCUGGGCACUAUCGAUCGAUAGUAUUUACACCCAUCGAAUGGUACGCCGUAUGCACACGGCUUCCGCCCAUCAAGAUGCGGUUCGAAUCUAUAUUUGUCGGAGUGUUGGGGACCUUGAUUUGCUGGGGUUCGAUAUAGAGCGCCUAGUUGAGAAUAUCAUUCACCACCUGUCUUUCUUGGAUGCUGAAGACCCCCUUUUCAAAGCUACGGCUUGGCCGACUUUCAUUGCCGGUGCAGAGACUAACAAUCAUGCCCAUAGACAGUGGGCACUAGAACGCUUGGACCAGUUAUGGAGUGCAAUGCCUUGGGGGUACGUACAAACUGCGAAUGAAGUCAUGCGAAUGGCCUGGGGUCUGAGAGAGAAAUCGCCAUCGGGCGCGGCAUUGCAAGCUGGCUGGAUACAUCAAUUGAAGAGUCUGGGAAAUCAUUGGUUGAUUGCGUAA